Lolium rigidum is the source of this 689-nucleotide messenger RNA. RefSeq lists its product as uncharacterized. Gene Ontology annotation, biological process: mRNA splicing, via spliceosome. The record is from RefSeq and is a predicted model, not a curated record. Bases 58 to 321 code for a protein of 87 amino acids. Gene Ontology annotation, cellular component: U2 snRNP; precatalytic spliceosome. The transcript is spliced from 4 exons. Lineage: Eukaryota; Viridiplantae; Streptophyta; Magnoliopsida; Poales; Poaceae.
GCAAGACUAUUGGUCCCUGUCAGUCUUCACAGGUCAGGAUAACACCCAUCAGCCACCAUGCAGGCUAGUGACAGGUUCAACAUAAAUUCUCAACUUGAGCAUCUUCAAGCCAAAUAUGUUGGAACAGGGCAUGCUGACCUGACCAGAUUUGAAUGGGCUGUAAAUAUCCAAAGAGACAGCUAUGCAUCCUAUGUUGGACACUAUCCAAUGUUGUCAUAUUUUGCCAUUGCUGAGAAUGAAUCAAUUGGAAGGGAGCGCUACGAAUUUAUGCAGAAAAUGCUGCUUCCCUGUGGCCUCCCUCCUGAGAGAGACGAACACUGAGGAUGUGUUGGUGCUGUAGUUGGUACCACGGCAGGAACUUGUGUUCGGCUGAUGUUUGUUACUGAAGUCUAAGGCAUGUGUGGAUUAGCCACCUCAGCGCUGUGUGUGGUUGUGUUUAAACACCCUGGACAUCUUUAGCGACGCGUACCAUAUUUCUACUUGUCCUCCACUUGAAUGUUAAGCACUUGUUUCGUUCAGUUUAGCUAUAUUAAUCUGGUGCCAUCCAGUUGAAUUUAAUUUGUGGAUGGCCACAGCUAUCUUAGCCUCAUAAAGGAGGUAAUGUAACAUGAUGUCAUAUCUGUGUCUUAUGUGUGGACAAUGUAGUCGAAUUGCAGCAGCUCAUGGUAGAAAUUGGGAUGUAUUGGAGA